AUGCAUGGAGUGUGGGAAGCAAAAUUUUGCUUUCUAGAUGUUGGUCACAACAAUCUCUCUGGUAAUAUUCCCACUUCAUUGGGGGUAUUAAGUUCACUGGAAGUAUUAAAGCUCAACAACAACAAUUUUGAGUGGUGUAAAUUCCUGAUUCCUUGCAAAAUUGUUCUGUAUGGGUCUCUUGAGCAAGCCACACUAACACUAAAAGGAGCGGAGCUUGUGUACAACACGACUCUAAGACUUGUAAAGAGCAUUGAUCUUUCAUCAAAUAAUUUACAAGGUGAGAUUCCUGAAGAAAUAAGCAACCUCUUCCUGUUGGGCACCCUGAAUUUGUCCAUGAAUCAAUUGACUGGAAAGAUCCCCUCCAAGAUCGGAAACUUGCAUUUGCUCGAAACUCUUGAUUUGUCACACAACAACCUUUCAGGACAUGUUCCUCAAAGCUUGUCAUCUUUAACCUCUUUGUCCCACUUGAACUUGUCUUAUAACAACUUGACUGGAAGAAUUCCUUCUGGAAGCCAGCUUCAAACGCUCAAUGAUUUGUCCAUUUAUAUGAACAAUCCAUCGCUAUGUGGCGUUCCUCUCUCAACUAAUUGCCCUGGAGAUGACACUUUCCCAGCUAAGGAUGCGAAUGACAAGAAUGAAGAUGGAAAUCAUGAUAAGUUGUGGUUCUAUGUCAGUGUGGUACUUGGCUUCAUCGUAGGUUUUUGGGGCAUUUGCGGCACAUUGAUCUUAAAGACAUCGUGGAGAUAUGCCUAUUUUCAAUUCUUUGACAACAUCAAAGAUAAGGUAGCACUAGCAAUUGCAUUGAAAGUGGCUUGUUUCAAAAGAAUUGUUUUUGGAGUUUGAUAGUACUAUGUGUCUGUGAUGUUUUCCCCUUUCUACGUUGUAUUUUUGGUACUUGCAAUUUAUGUAAUAAAUAAAGGAAUUGUAUCCAUCUUUCAAUAGAUGUUUCCACAAGCAACUUUAUGUAUUAUGAUUUUCUCAUGUGUAAAAACCUGGAAUUAAUAAAAACUAAUGUUUUUUAUUUCUACUAA
This is a messenger RNA of Malus domestica (apple), 1031 nucleotides long. NCBI's taxonomy places the organism in Eukaryota, Viridiplantae, Streptophyta, Magnoliopsida, Rosales, Rosaceae. The record is from RefSeq and is a predicted model, not a curated record.